AUGUUGCCAGCAUUCUCCGAGCCCGAGGCAAUCCGCUACACCGGCCCGCUGCUGCAGCUGCGCGCCGUCUCCUUCCGCUACCCCGGCGCCGCCAGCGCCGUGCUGCGGGGCGUCACGCUCGACAUCGCCAUGGGGGCGCGCCUGGCGCUGCUGGGGCCGAACGGCGCAGGCAAGAGCACGCUCCUGCGGCUGAUCGCGGGCACUGCCAAGCCGACGCCGCCCGGAGACGAGGAGGACGGCGGCGACGGCGGCGGCGCCGCGGCCGGUGGUGGUGCCAAGGUGGCGGCGGCUGCAAGGCGGCCUGCAAUGAGGGGCCUCGCAGUGACGGCCGCGGCGCUGCCGACGGCGCAGGCGGCGGCGGCGGCCGCGGCCAGCGCGGCAGGUAGCGUGGAGCGGCACGCCAAUCUCGAGGUUGGCCUGUUUGGGCAGCACUGUGUUGAGGACCUGGACCUGGAGACCACAGCCCUCGAGCACAUCGCUUCCAUCGCGCCGUCCCUGCGAGACCAGGAGGCCCGCGACUUCCUGGGCAGCUUCGGCUUGGGCGGCCGCCUCGCGACGCAGCAGCUCGCGACCCUCAGCGGCGGCCAGAAGGCGCGCGCGGCGCUGUGCUUCGUGCUGCUGCGCCGUCCGCACGUGCUGCUGCUGGACGAACCCACAAAUCACCUCGACCUCGACGCCGCUGAGGGCCUGGCACGCGCCCUUCAGUCCUACCCCGGCGCCGUCAUCCUCGCCAGCCACGACAUCCGGUUCGUCGACGAGGUGCUCAGCGGAAGCCCUGCGGGCGGCGGCGGCGCCGUUGGCGGGGCCGCGGGAGCGGGCAGCGGCGCGCAGGUCUGGGUGGUGGGCAGGGGCGGCGUCAAGCGGUGGGAGAAGGGCAGCGCCGCUGAUUACGCGGCGUCCCGGCUGGAGCGAAUGCAGAAACAGGUCGCGCAGGCUGCAGCAGCGGCAGCCCGGAGAGCCGGUGGGACUUGA
Molecule: messenger RNA, 972 nt
Organism: Monoraphidium neglectum
Lineage: Eukaryota; Viridiplantae; Chlorophyta; Chlorophyceae; Sphaeropleales; Selenastraceae
Product: ATP-binding cassette, sub-family F, member 3
Exons: 5
Coding region: 1-972 (323 amino acids)
Molecular function (GO): ATP hydrolysis activity; ATP binding
Source: RefSeq, a predicted model, not a curated record